GAUGGCGGCGGCGGCGGCGGCGGCGACUCCUCCCGGUCCCGCCGCGGGGCCGCGCCGCUUCUCGCUGCUGGCGAUCGUGGGCGGCGGCUGCCACCGGCCCGGGCUGCUGGCGGCCGCGCUGCAGCAGCUGGAGCGAGGCAUCCGCUCCUGGGACAUCGACCUCACCUCCUGCAACCUGGAUGAGCAGCUGAAGCUCUUCGUCUCCCGCCACUCCGCCACCUUUUCCAGCAUUGUCAAAGGUCAGCGGACCCUGCAUCACCGCGGCGAUGUGCUGGAGACCCUGGUGCUGCUCAACCCCUCCGACAAAUCCCUGUGUGACGAGCUGCGCAACCUCAUCACGGAUGUGUCGCAGCACAAGCUGCUGGUGUUUGCGGGGCCCUGCGUGGAGGAGACGGGCGAGCUGAUGCUGCAGACUGGCUGCUUCUCGCUGCGGGACUUCAUCCAGAUCUUCACUGACAAGGAGGUCGGGGAGAUCCUGAGCUCCGCGGAUCCCUCAGCCAAGGCCAGGCUGACCAUCAGCUGCCCCGACUUCGGGGAGUGGAAGGACUCGGGCUUGGACCAUCACAACCUGCAGGACUUCAUUGAGCUGCGCUACAACCCCGGCUGCAUCCUGCCCGAGAUGGAGGGGCUGGAGGAGUUCAUGGAGUACCUCUCGGAGUCGUUGGAGCCCCAGUCCCCCUUCGACCUCCUGGAGCCCCCCACCAUGGUGGGUUUCCUCAAGCUCUCCAAGCCCUGCUGCUACAUCUUCCCGGGUGGGAGAGGGGACUCCGCUUUCUUCGCCGUUAACGGCUUCAACGUGCUGGUGAACGGCGGCUCCAACCCCAAAUCGUCCUUCUGGAAGCUGGUGCGGCACCUGGACCGCAUCGACUCCAUCCUGGUGACGCACGCGGGCACCGACAGCCUGCCUGGCAUCAACAGCCUGCUGCAGAGGAAACUGGCCGAGCUGGAGGAGGAACCAGCCUCGCAGGGUUCGCAGGGCAACGGCGACUGGGCCCGCAACCUCAUCUCCCCAGAGCUGGGCGUCGUGUUCCUCAACGCCUCCGAGAAGCUGAAGGCCAUCGAGGGCAACUCAAGGGUGCUGAAGAGCUGCGACGAGGCGGCGCUGACGCUGCACUAUUUGGAGAAGUUGGGCAUCCGCCCCAACCCGCUGGCACGGGAUUGCAGCCCCCGCGUGGAGCCCACCGUCCUGUUCCAGAAGAUGGGAGUGGGACGGUUGGACAUGUAUGUGCUGAACCCGGUGCGGGGCACCAAGGAGCUGGAGUUCCUCCUGCAGCAUUGGUCUGGGGAUGGCUACCCUGAGGAGCAGGAGCUGCCGCUGCAGUGCCUGACCUCGGUGUGCGCCCUGCUGGUCUGGCACCCCGUCAGCCCCGCCGAAAAGAUCAUCCGUGUCCUCUUCCCCGGCUGCACGCCCCAGGCGCGCAUCAUGGAAGGGCUGGAGAAGGUGAAGCACCUGGAGUUCCUCAAGCAGCCCGUGGUCACCAAGAAUGACCUGAAGGGCCUUCAAGCUGACAAGCAGCUGAAGCAGAGGAGGACGGAGAGCAAGGAGAGUUUGGCGUCUGCCUCCAAGCUCAGCUUGGUGGAGGCUGGGGUACCCAAAGAGAAGGCUCUGAAAACGGUGGAGAGGAAGGAAGUGAAGGUGGGGACCAAGGAGAAGCCAAAGGCACUGGGGGAGGUGGCCAGAGCAGGGUCAGAGGAGGAGAAGGCCAAACUUGCCAAGCCGGACUCCUCUGCGGAGAAGCUGAAGGCAGAGGCGAAGCCAAAGGUGAGCAAGGAGAAGGCAAUGCCCAGGAAGGAACCUGUGCCCCGCAAGGAGGAGAAGAAACCACUGAAGAAGGAGGAGAGCACCGAAGGGAAGCUGGAACCAAAGAAGGAGCUGAAGGCUGUGAAGAAGGACGUGAAGGCGGAGACGCUGCGGAAGGACACAAAGGACACCAAGGCUGAGCCCAAGGCUGCUGCAAAGCCCCCAGCACGGAAAACGCCGGUGCCUGACGCCCGCAAACCGCUGGCCAAGGCUGGCAGCAUCAAGAAAGCCACCCUGAAGAAGGAGCCAGAGAAACCCAAGGCCAAAGGCGGCAAGGAGCUGGGCAGCAAGAGGGAGCCGGGGCCAACAGAGGGCUCCAAGCCUUCCUCCCCUGAAGACAUGGUGCUGGAUGCUGAGGGGAGGAGGAGGAAGGAGGAGUCACCGGAUGAAGGCAUCACCACGGCUGAGAGCGAGCUGGAGCCAUCGCCGCUGGAGAACGGAGGCGCCGCGAGGGGGUCGGAGCCGAGCUGUGUGGAGAACGGCACAGAGGAGCCCGAGAGCCCCCAGCGCUUCCGCUACCCCGAGGGCAGCCCCUGGAAGGCCGUCGGCCCCCCGUCGCCAUUGGCAAAGACCCCCAGGAGCGAGCGCAGCGUCAAUUUUGACCUGACGCCCACCGGGCUGCUGCCUCCCGGCCCCGAGGGUAGCGAGGACCCAUGUGGCAGCUCCGAGGAGAAGACCCUGGAGAUGAUGUCCCCGGGCAGCUCGGGGCCCGCCAGCGCCGGGCACACUCCGUUCCAUCAGUCGCCGGUGGAGGACGGCGGUGAGGAUCCUGGUGCCAACGCUCAGCCCAACCCCUGGGCGCCUAACAGAGCCCCGCAGGACGGCAGUGAGAAGCAGGCAGGCUGCCUGUCCCUCAGCCCCUUCAAGGACGACGUCCCCGACGUGUCCCCCACCGUCACCACCCCCUCGCUGCCGGCCGAGGUCGGCUCCCCUCACUCCACAGAGGUGGACGAGUCGCUGUCGGUGUCUUUUGAGCAGGUGCUGCCGCCGGUCAGCGAGUCCCCGCAGGAGGAGAGCGUGCGGCCCCGCGCCACGCCGGAGCCCGACCCUGCCAAGGGGGGGGGGCUGUCGCUGCCACUACGGCCCUGCCACCACCCGCAUCCCCCCCCUGCUCCACGCCACGGCCGCCGCUCCGAUUCGCCCCACGACGUGGACCUGUGCCUGGUGUCCCCCUGUGAGUUCGAGCACCCCAAAGCCGGCCGCUCGCCCGCCCUCAGCCCCCGCGACCUGUCGGACAGCGAUCCCUCGCAGGAGCUGCAGCCCCCAGCCCUGCACCGCGGCGGCCCCCCCCCGCAGCCCGUGGGCGAGACGCCCCCCACCUCGGUCAGCGAGUCGCUGCCCACCCUCUCCGACUCCGACGUGCCCCCCGCCACCGAGGACUGCCCCUCUCUGCUGGCCGACGGGCUGGAGUCGGAUGAGGACUCAGAACAGCCUCACCGUGGCCCCCCCAGGGCCCGCGACCCGCUGCCGGCCCCUAUGAAGGACCCCUGCCCCCUCCCCGCCCAGCCCGGUAUCUGCAUGGUGGACCCCGAGGCGCUGCCCAAGAAGGAGCCCCUCCUCGGCAAGGCCAAGCGCACCCCAUCCCGUGUGGGCACAGCGCCUGCCGCCCCCAAACCCGACGCCCCUAAAGCCGCCAGCCUGGCCCCCAAGGGCAGGGGUCCCACUGGGGACAAGACCCGCCUGCCCCCCGGGGACAAGAAAGCCCCCCCCAGUGGCACAGGGACCAUGCGCAGCGCUGGAGCCAGAACAGCAGCGGGAGCCGGACGGGCAUCCCCAGCAGGCUCCCGGGCUGCAGCCCCCCAGGGCCCCCCGGUGUACGUGGACCUGGCGUAUCUGCCCGGCUCGUGGAGCGCCCGCACGGUGGAUGAGGAAUUCUUCCGCCGCGUCCGCUCCCUGUGCUACGUGGUGAGCGGCGACGACCACCUGAAGGAGGGGGUCCUGAGGCCCAUCCUGGAUGCGCUGCUGGCCGGCAAGCACCAGUGGGGCAUCGACACUCAGGUGACGCUGAUCCCCACCUUCGAUUCGCUGGUGAUGCACGAGUGGUACCAGGAGACCCACGAGAGGCAGCAGGAGUUGGGCAUCACGGUGCUGGGCAGCAACAGCACGGUGGCCAUGCAGGAUGAAACCUUCCCCGCCUGCAAGGUGGAGUUCUGAGCAAGGGGGGGAGGGGGGGGGGUCACGGUGGGCUUCAUCCCCACCCUCCUCCUCCUCCUCCUCCUCUGCUCACCUCCCUCGCCCUUUCCCUCCCUGCAUGGUGACCGUGAGCCGCUGUGUGUUGGAGGGAAAGGAGUGGGGAGAGAUGCUGGAGGGAGGGGGGUCCUGCCCUCCUCCCACCCUCCUCCCCCCCCCUCUCCCCCCCAUCCUGGCUGGGGGUCCGGGGGUCCCACAGCACCCACACAAUGCCACACGCUGCCACUCUGCACCCGGGGACAGGGGUCCGGGUGUGGAGCUCGAGCCACGCUCAGUCAAACAGGGUAGAAUGUUUUUUUUGUCUUUUGCUGUUCCUAUUUCCCCCCCCCCCCCCCAAACGCCCCCCACCCUGAGAAGCCACUACUGCCCCCCACCCCGGGGGCUGCUGAGGGAACUGAGCCCCUUCUAAGCACCCCAUAGCUGCCCUAUGGCUGUGGGGCUGCGUCGGCUGCCCCUAUGGCACUACAGCACAGCUUUAUCACCGUCCCCUGUGUCCACGCUGCCACACGCUGCAGAGAGGGGUUCGGGGGGGGGUGGGAGUGUGGGAGGGGGGGGCAGGGGCUUGGCUGCACCGUCCUCACCCCCACCCAUGGCAUGAAGGACAAAUCCCACCCCCCACCCCGAGUCUGUGUCCCCUCAUUGUGUCACCUCUUGUCCCCAUGCAGCGUGGGCUGAGCACUGGCAGCUCAUGGCACUGGUGGCACAUCCCUGCCUGCAGCGGGGCUGGGGGGGGGGCAGAAUCAUCCCCUCUCCCCCCCGUGUCCCUGCAGUGCUGGAAGGCUUUGAAGGAACCCAACGCCACGAGUGGUUGUUAAGGGGAUUUGGGGGGAGAUCUUGGGCUCCGAUGGGGGGAUCAGAAUGUGUGCUCACCCCCCCCCCCCCACCUCCCACUCGCCCCACACGGGGGCAAACACUAACCUGGGGUGGGGGCUGGGGGGGGGGGCUCCUCCAUGGUUCUUUUUGUAAUGACUUUUUAAGAAAAAAAAAUGGAAAAAAAAAAAAAAAGAAAAAAAAAAAGGAAUGGGAAACAAACAAA
This is a messenger RNA of Tympanuchus pallidicinctus (lesser prairie-chicken), 5027 nucleotides long. It is a transcript of the gene MAP1S, whose product is annotated as microtubule associated protein 1S. The record is from RefSeq and is a predicted model, not a curated record. Gene Ontology annotation, molecular function: actin binding; microtubule binding. Lineage: Eukaryota; Metazoa; Chordata; Aves; Galliformes; Phasianidae. Gene Ontology annotation, biological process: dendrite development; regulation of microtubule depolymerization; axonogenesis. Gene Ontology annotation, cellular component: microtubule associated complex; dendrite; neuronal cell body.